Molecule: messenger RNA, 798 nt
Organism: Ixodes scapularis (black-legged tick)
Lineage: Eukaryota; Metazoa; Arthropoda; Arachnida; Ixodida; Ixodidae
Product: b(0,+)-type amino acid transporter 1-like
Exons: 1
Coding region: 1-798 (265 amino acids)
Biological process (GO): amino acid transmembrane transport
Cellular component (GO): membrane
Molecular function (GO): L-amino acid transmembrane transporter activity
Source: RefSeq, a predicted model, not a curated record
AUGACCAACCCCCAACGAAACAUACCACUGGCUUUGUUUGGAGGAAUUGCCGUUGUGACAGUUCUCAGCCUACUGGUAAACGUGGCCUACUUUGUGGUUCUCGGACCUGCCACAGUGGCCAAUUCUGAAGCCAUCGCUGUCUCCUUCGCAACUGCAACCUGGGGCACUGCAGGAGCCAUUCUUAUAGCCCUUGCCGUGACCAUCAGCACCUUCGGAUCAAUGACAGCUGGAUUCUUCAGCGGCGCUAGGGCCAUGCUGGCGAUGGCAAGGAACGGUCAUCUGCCUGCCAUCUUUGGUUGCAUCAACGUGAGAUCUUCAGUUCCGCUGACUUCGCUGUUGCUGCGUUGUUUUUUGGCUCUGGUGUACGCUUUCACCGGCUCCGUCGAUUCCCUGGUCCCCAAUAUGAUGUUCGUGUUCUGCAUUAUUAACGCACUCAUAGUUUCGUCCUUUUUCGUGCUUCGAGUGACCAUGAAGAACGAGCCGAGACCCUUUAGGGUUCCCACAAUAUUUCCGGUGUUGUGGCUUGUCUUUCUCGUGUUCUUGUCGGUCAGCUCCAUAGUGUGGUCGGUCGAGCACAUGCAGCACGGUAUCAUGGUCGCACUGUUUGUCUCAGGAGCGAUUUAUUACACCCUGUUCGCUCACUUCAAGUUGCGUUUACCGGCCGCUGAGGUUGUCACCUGCUUUGUUCAAAAGUUGCUGUUGUCUGCGCCUUGUUUUAGUGACACCGAAAUCGUGGUGAAGCGAAAAGUGAAUGGUCGCGCAAAGAUACCUAGUGUUGUCGUAGAGACGAACUAUUAA